Arvicola amphibius (Eurasian water vole) is the source of this 1775-nucleotide messenger RNA. RefSeq names its product serine and arginine rich splicing factor 6 (gene Srsf6). Gene Ontology annotation, biological process: alternative mRNA splicing, via spliceosome; mRNA splice site recognition. Lineage: Eukaryota; Metazoa; Chordata; Mammalia; Rodentia; Cricetidae. The record is from RefSeq and is a predicted model, not a curated record. Gene Ontology annotation, molecular function: mRNA binding. Gene Ontology annotation, cellular component: nucleus; cytoplasm; ribonucleoprotein complex. The transcript has 6 exons. Bases 153 to 1172 code for a protein of 339 amino acids.
UGCGCGCGCGCUCACCAUUGUGUGGCUGACUCGGCCGCAGCUGCGGUGUGAGGCGCGUGUUCGGGCUUUCGCCGUCCCCGCACCCGCACCGCAGCCCUGCCCCGCGGCCCGCCGCACCUCAGCUAGCCCCCGGGAACCCACCCGCCACGGCCAUGCCUCGCGUCUACAUAGGACGCCUGAGCUACAAUGUCCGCGAGAAGGACAUCCAGCGCUUUUUCAGCGGCUACGGCCGACUCCUCGAAAUCGACCUCAAAAAUGGGUACGGUUUCGUGGAGUUCGAGGACUCCCGCGACGCCGACGACGCCGUUUACGAGCUGAACAGCAAGGAGCUGUGCGGCGAGCGCGUGAUCGUAGAGCACGCCCGGGGCCCGCGCCGCGACCGCGAUGGCUACAGCUACGGAAGCCGCAGUGGUGGAGGUGGAUACAGCAGUCGGAGAACUUCUGGCAGAGACAAAUAUGGACCACCUGUUCGUACAGAAUUCAGGCUUAUUGUAGAAAAUUUGUCUAGUCGUUGCAGUUGGCAAGACUUAAAGGAUUUCAUGCGGCAAGCAGGAGAGGUGACUUAUGCAGAUGCUCACAAAGAACGCACAAAUGAGGGUGUAAUUGAAUUUAGAUCCUACUCUGACAUGAAGCGUGCUUUGGAUAAACUGGAUGGCACAGAAAUAAAUGGCAGAAAUAUUAGGCUUAUUGAAGAUAAGCCACGAACAAGCCAUAGGCGCUCUUAUUCUGGAAGUAGAUCCAGAUCACGCUCUAGAAGAAGGUCACGGAGUAGGAGUCGCAGGAGCAGCCGCAGUAGAUCUCGAAGUAUCUCAAAAAGUCGCUCCCGAUCUAGGUCGCGGAGCAAAGGUCGAUCUCGAUCCCGCUCAAAAGGCAGGAAAUCCAGAUCAAAGAGCAAAUCUAAGCCCAAGUCUGAUCGGGGUUCCCACUCACAUUCAAGAAGCAGAUCUAAGGAUGAGUAUGGGAAGUCCCGAAGUAGGUCACGUUCUCGGUCCCCCAAAGAAAAUGGAAAAGGAGAUAUAAAGUCAAAAUCCAGAUCCCGGAGCCAGUCUCGAUCCCAUUCACCUCUGCCUGCUCCACCUUCAAAGGCCCGUUCUGUGUCCCCUCCACCAAAAAGAGCAUCCAGGUCCCGUUCUAGAUCUCGUUCAAGGUCCAGAUCAAGUUCCAGAGAUUAACCCUGAACUCUACGUUCUUUGCACACUAUUAACAGAACACUUUCCUACUUGCUUAGACAGUUACUCUUCCGAGUUUGUACUUGGCCUCUUCAAGAGGAUUUCCUGAAAAGGGAACACAGGAAUUUAAUUUGUGGCCAAAUUUAAUGAAAAAAGAUGAGGUUUUAAAGUGGUAAUAUGAAGCCCUGUCCCUUCUUUGUAGAAUUAAGAUAAUUUUGAUUUUAUAGCCUUUGAGCCUAAAAUAACUUUUGUAAAGAUUAAGCUCAUUUAGAUUUUUUUUUUUUUUAAAUAUUGCAGCAGGAUCUGCUGCAGGGUUCUGUUGUUUUGUUUGCUUAUUUUUAAAUUAACUGUUUCAAGCUUUGGAUAUUGCAGGCUUUACAGGGAGAACCCAAAUUUUCAAUUAUGUUGGCUUUUUAUAAAGCUUGAGUUAUGUAAGAUUUAAAUAAAAGUUUGCUACCAAGAUGAUUGCCUUAUUGAAUAGGUCACUGCUUAGGGCCCUGUAAGUGUUGAUACCUGCCAUUUAUGGAGAUAGUGUAAGUUUCAUUGAAGUGUAAAAACAAGGCAAGCCUCAGACCAGCAAUAAAUUAAUCAGUUUGGAUAACCUUA